Cricetulus griseus (Chinese hamster) is the source of this 5192-nucleotide messenger RNA. NCBI's taxonomy places the organism in Eukaryota, Metazoa, Chordata, Mammalia, Rodentia, Cricetidae. The record is from RefSeq and is a predicted model, not a curated record.
AUGGUGCAGUGGUUAGCAAUGCUGCAGCUGCUCUGGAUGCAGCAGCUACUGCUGCUGGGGGCUCACCCGGGCAGCGCCCAGGAUUUGCCCCUCACCCCGGAACCGGCCCUCGAGUGGCUAGAUAAAGGAAUUUUCAUUAUCCAGAGUGAGAGCCUCAAGACAUGCAUUCAGGCAGGUAAAUCCGGACUGACCCUGGAGAGCUGCAAGCAGCCAAACAAACACAUGCUGUGGAAAUGGGUUUCAAACAACCACCUCUUUAAUGUGGGAGGCAGUGGCUGCCUAGGCCUGAAUCUAUCUAAUCCAGAACAACCAUCAAGCCUUUAUGAAUGUGACUCUACCCUCAUUUCCUUGAGAUGGCACUGUAACAGGAAGGUGAUCAUGGGCCCACUCCAGUACAAGGUCCAGGUCCAGCAUGGCAACAUGGUGGUGGCAUCACGGAAACAUCUCCAUAAGUGGGUCGCCUACAUGUCGGACAGUGGAGACAUCUGUGAGCAUCUUCACCGAGAUUUAUACACAAUCAAAGGAAACGCCCAUGGGAUGCCUUGCGUGUUUCCCUUCCAGUACAACCAUCAGUGGCACCAUGAAUGUAUCCGGGGAGGGCAGAAAGAAAACCUGCUGUGGUGUGCCACCACAAGCCGAUACGAACGAGAUGAGAAAUGGGGAUUCUGCCCAGAUCCUACCUCCACAGAGGUGUUCUGUGAUGCUGUGUGGCACAAGAACUUCAAUUCAAGCAUUUGCUACCAGUUCAACCUGCUUUCAUCUCUCUCCUGGAAUGAGGCUCAUGUUUCAUGUCAGAUGCAAGGAGGUGCUUUAUUAAGUAUUAUAGAUGAAAAUGAAGAAAACUUCAUAAGGAGGCAGCUGAGCAGGGAGGCAGUGGAAGUGUGGAUUGGUUUGAAUCAGCUGGAUGAAAAGGCUGGCUGGCAGUGGUCUGAUGGGACAGCGCUCAGCUACCUGAACUGGAGCCCAGAGAUAAAUGCUGGGCCAUUUGUUGAGUAUCACUGUGGAACACUGAAAUUUGCCUCAACUGCCUGGAGGAGCAGGGACUGCGAGUCUACCUUGCCUUAUGUAUGCAAACGGGAUCUAAACUCCACUGCUCAUGAAAUACUUGAAAACGACUCUUGGAAAUACCAUGCCACUCACUGUGAUCCUGACUGGACUCCCUUCAAUCGUAAAUGCUACAAACUUCAGAAGGAAGAAAAGACCUGGCAUGAGGCCCUUCACUCUUGCCAGACUAAUGACAGUGUGUUGAUGGAUGUGACUUCAUUAGCAGAGGUGGAGUUUCUUAUAAACCUUCUUGGGGAUGAAAAUGCAUCAGAAACAUGGAUUGGCUUGAGUAGCAAUAAAAUUCCAGUUUCCUUUAGAUGGUCCAGUGGCUUGUCUGUCACGCUCACUAACUGGCAGCCUCUUGAGCCUCAAGUUUUUCCACAGAGAAGCCAACUGUGUGUCGCAGCAGAGCAAUAUGAAGGACACUGGAAAGUGAAAGGCUGUGAAGAAACACUUUUUUACAUCUGUGAAAAAGCAGGGCAAGUCCUUGCUGAUGAGGAAUCAGAAUGUCAAGAGGGAUGGGAGAGACAUGGCAGAUUUUGUUACAAAAUCGACACAGUUCUGAGAAACUUUGACCAGGCUUCCAAUGGUUACUAUUGCCCUCCUGCCCUCCUGACCGUUACCAGCAGGUUUGAACAGGCUUUUAUAACCAGUUUCAUCAGUAGUGUGGCAAAAAUGAAAGACACUUAUUUUUGGAUAGCUCUUCAGGACCAAAAUAAUACAGGGGAGUACACUUGGAAGACUGUGGGGCAGAGGGCUGAGCCGGUGCAGUACACACACUGGAACACACAUCAACCCAGCUACAGCGGUGGCUGUGUUGUCAUGCGAGGAGGAAGUCCACUUGGUCGCUGGGAAGUAAAGAACUGUAGCAACUUUAAGGCAAUGUCCCUGUGCAAAAUGCCAGUCACACCCUGGGAGAAAACAGAGUUUGAAAAAAGGUGGCCCUUUCACAACUGCUAUUUGGAUUGGGAAUCAAAGUCAGGUCUGACCAGUUGCUUCAAGGUGUUUCACAGUGAAAAGGUCCUAAUGAAAAGAUCAUGGAGAGAAGCCGAAGCUUUCUGCGAGGAGUUUGGAGCUCACCUUGCAAGCUUUGCCCAUAUAGAGGAGGAAAAUUUUGUGAACGAGCUUCUACAUUCAAAAUUUAACCGGACACAAGAAAGGCAGUUCUGGAUUGGAUUCAAUAAAAGGAACCCCAUGAAUGCCGGUUCUUGGGAGUGGUCUGAUGGGACACCUGUUGUCUCUUCAUUUUUAGACAGUACUUAUUUUGGAGAAGAUGCAAGAAACUGUGCUGUGUAUAAGGCAAACAAAACAUUGCUGCCCUCGAACUGUGCUUCCAAACACGAGUGGAUAUGCAAAAUCCCAAGAGAUGUGAGACCCAAUUCUCCAGACUGGUACCAGUACGAUGCGCCCUGGGUCUUCUACCAGGAUGCUGAGUACCUCUUCUACACCUACUCUGGAAAGUGGGAAGACUAUGAGUUUGUUUGUGGCUGGUUGAAGAGUGAUAUCCUCACAAUUUAUUCUGCUCAGGAGCAAGAAUUCAUCCUCAGCAAAAUCAAAGUGCUAUCAAAGUUUGGUGUGAAUUGGUGGAUUGGAAUCGAAGAAGGAAGAGCCAGUGACCCAAUUCACUGGCAUAAUGGGUCACCUGUGAUAUUCCAGAAUUGGGACAAAGAAAGAAAAAAAAGAGUGGAUAAUCAGAGCCAGCAAUGCGCCUUCAUUUCUUCCAUAACAGGGCUCUGGGGGACUGAGAACUGUUCUGUUCCUAUGCCCAGCGUUUGUAAGAGAGUGAAAAUAUGGGUCAUCGAGAAGGAGAAACCACCAAUGCAGCAUGGGACAUGCCCCAAAGGCUGGCUUUAUCUUAACCAUAAGUGCUUCCUGGUGUCGAUUCCCAAAGACACUCAAGAGCUAAAGACCUGGACAGGUGCUCAGGACUUCUGCAUUAACAAGGGCGGGACACUGGUCUCCAUUGAAAGUGAACUGGAACAAGCUUUCAUUACUAUGAAUCUUUUCGGCCAGACUACAAAUGUGUGGAUAGGGUUACAAAGUGAUGAUCAUGAAAAGUGGGUAAAUAGAAAGCCUGUGGUAUAUUCUAACUGGUCUCCAUCUGACAUAAUAAAUAUGCCAAGUUACAAUACCUCUAAAGUUCAAAAGCAUGUUCCGCUCUGUGCCCUGGUGUCAAGUAAUCCUAAUUUUCAUUUCACUGGAAAGUGGUAUUUUGACGACUGUGGAAAAAAAGGCUAUGGAUUUGUUUGUGAAAAAAUGCAAGAUACUCCUGAACACCAUGUAAAUACGUCUGAUAUGUAUUCAGUCCCCAACACAUUAGAAUUUGGAAACAGAACGUAUAAAAUAAUUCGUGCUAAUAUGACUUGGUACACAGCAGGAAGAGCCUGCCUGAUGCAUGGAGCAGAACUAGCCAGCAUUACAGACAGUUUUCACCAGGCCUUCCUCACCGUUAUCCUCAACAGGCUGGGACAUGCCCACUGGAUUGGACUUUCCACCACAGACAAUGGUCUUAAUUUUGGCUGGUCAGAUGGCACCAAAUCCCCUUUCACCUAUUGGAAGGAUGAGGAGUCAGCCUUAUUUGGUGACUGUGUUUUUGCUGACACUAAUGGACACUGGCAUAGCACAGCCUGUGAGUCAUUUCUGCAAGGAGCCAUUUGUCAUGUAGCCACUGAAACAAAGGCAUCUGAGCACCCAGUGCUAUGCCCAGAAACAUCAGUUCCCUGGAUAAAAUUUAAAGGUAAUUGCUACAGUUUCUCUACAGUCCUGGACAGCAGGAGUUUUGAGGAUGCUCAUGAAUUUUGCAAAAGAGAAGGAUCUAAUCUUUUAGCAAUCAAGGAUGAGGCUGAAAAUUUGUUUCUCCUGGAAGAGAUUCUUGCUUUUAGUUCUUCUGUCCAGAUGGUUUGGCUGAAUGCUCAGUUUGAUAGUAACAAUGAAACCUUAAGGUGGUUUGAUGGAACAUCCACAGACCAAUCGAACUGGGGCAUUUGGAAGCCAGCUGUGGACCACCUCAAGCCCCAUCCCUGUGUUGCCUUGAGGAUCCCUGAAGGAGUGUGGCAGUUUACCCCAUGUGAAGACAAAGGGGGAUUCAUAUGUAAAAUGGAGGCAGAUGUUCCAGUUGUGAUGGAGCAUCCAGUAAAAGGACGUAGCUACAGCAUCGUUCCUCUUGCAAUCUCACUGACACUGAUAAUAGCCCUGGUCAUUUCCAUACUUUCCUUCUGGCUCUACAAGCAGAACGGUGACUUCUUCCAGAGACUCAGGGGGCCUAGGAGUCUUUACUAUCCUACACUCAGCUUCAGUACAGCACAUUUAGAAGAUAACAUUCUCAUUUCUGAUCUUGAGAAGAAUAACCAGUGAUGAUGAAGUGAGGAUGCUCCAGCUAGGAAGAACAAAGGAUGCCACGAAGGGAGUCCUGUCUGCAUUUCCCCUUCACAAGAUGCCAUUAUAAUGUGAAUUGUACCACUGUUUUAAUUAUUCUUCAAGCACAGCUUUUGAAUUUUAACCAAAUCAGAUGAGGUUUAAUUAUUCAUUUCCUUUAACUGUGGCCCAUUCUGAAAAGGGCCACAUUGGUUAUUGUUUAGAAAAGAACUAUUAAAAAGAAUCCUGCAUUGAGAACUCUCGAGCCAAUCUGGCAUGCAUUCAGAUGUGUACGUUCCCUCAAUGCAUUAAAAGAGAAAGGGGCAGGACUCUGACUGUAUUGAGAGAAAGGGUGCUUCUGAGAAUCAGUGUCCUGUUUGAUUCUAUUUCUUUUUUUUUUUAAUAGCCUGGUUUGGGAAAGUCCUAAGUCUAAACACCCAGGUUCUGGGUUCUCCACUAAUGCUUUGGAUGACAUUAAUUUUUUUUAGGUUUGAUUCUUAAGGUAAAUGGGAGAAAUGCCACUUCUCCUAACUAUGAAGAUCUUGGUAUGCAGCACUCUCAGGAACAACCAUGUGGCUAAAAUGAACCCUCACUUGCUAAGUGAGUACCAUGUUAAAGGUAUUUUAUAGGUAAGCUCAAAGGGAUACAUUGACAGUUCAAUGUUGUUAAAGUUGUGGACCUUAUUUAAAACUAAAGUAAUAAAAUAAUAUAUAAUGAUAAUAACCAGGAGAUACAGAAUAUAUGUAACUUAAACCUAAAGAGAAAAAAAUGAAGAUCUUAAUUAUACUCCCAUU